Molecule: messenger RNA, 1738 nt
Organism: Diospyros lotus (date-plum)
Lineage: Eukaryota; Viridiplantae; Streptophyta; Magnoliopsida; Ericales; Ebenaceae
Product: G-box-binding factor 4-like
Exons: 5
Coding region: 267-1238 (323 amino acids)
Biological process (GO): positive regulation of DNA-templated transcription
Cellular component (GO): nucleus
Molecular function (GO): DNA-binding transcription factor activity
Source: RefSeq, a predicted model, not a curated record
UUUUCAACUCUCUGUCUCUCUUUCUGUCUCCCCCCCCCCCCCCCCCCCACACACAACUCGCAUACAGGGACAGGCACGCAGGCCCGCACGCAUUCAAACAGAAGAGCAGAUUUUCUCUGUGAAUCCCAACGGAACACCGAAAUAAGAAUCCAAAACCCUAGGGAACUGAUCUACCAGCUGAUUGUUUACCUAUAUGCAAAUACGGUGCUGUAGAGAGAGUGAGUGUGUGUGGAUUUUGGUUCGAGCCCUAGAGAUCGGCGGCAGCGAUGGCGUCGUCUAAGGUGAUGGCGUCUUCGACAUCGAGAAAUUCGGAUCUAAGACGAAGGCCUUCCUCCUCGGCGUCCGCUAAAUCGUCAUCGAUGUCUGAGCUCCACAGCAAUCACAAGGAAGAUAAUAGUAGCUGUAAUUUGGGGUCAAUGACCGUCGAUGGACUGCUGAGGAAUGUCUACAGCGAAAAUCAAGGGGCGGAAAGCAGAUUGCUCGACGCGGAGAUCACUCUGUUGGAUGAGGCCGGAGCGGUGACGGCAAUAAGUGACAAUGAAGGGAACGGGAACGCGCCCAGGCUUCAGAAGCAAGAGAGCAGUUUGUCGAGUAGUAAGACGGUGGAUGAUGUGUGGAAAGAGAUCGUGGCCGGCCGGAGGCAGUUGAAGCAGGAGGCUCCGGAUGAGAUGAUGACUUUGGAGGAUUUUUUGGCGAGGGCCGGAGCGGCGGAGGAGGAGGGCGUGAAGGAUGUGAAGCUGGAGUCGGAGAGGUUGAGCGGAGGGCUUUAUCCGAUACCGAUGAGUCCGUUUUUGUCCCAGCGGAGUGUGGACAGCGGGAUAGAGUUUGGGAAUGGGGUGGAAGGGAUUGGAGGGAGAGGGAAGAGGCGAGCUGUCAUGGAGCCUUUUGAUAAGGUUGCGCAACAGAGACAGCGGAGGAUGAUUAAGAAUAGAGAGUCUGCUGCCAGGUCAAGGGAGCGAAAGCAGGCAUAUCAAGUUGAGCUAGAAUCUUUAGCAGUUAAGUUAGAGGAGGAGAAUGAAAAGUUGUUGAAAGAGAAGGCUGCACAAACAGCUGAAAGAUAUAAGCAGGUCAUAGGUUUUAGUUGUAAAAACAGCCUCUUUGUUCUCCAAAGGGUAAGGCUAUGUUCAAAAACAACCCUCUUUCAACCCUUGCAAAGUGGAGAGCCUUGUGCACUGGAAUGCCUUUUAGGAAUAAGACAAGUUAUUGCACUCAUCCAGUUUUUCUGGGCUGAUCUGUGACAGCAGAUUGUGAUGCUACGACCAUCCUUUGCAGCUUAUGGAAAAAGUGGUUCCGGUGGUAGAGAAGCGAAGGCCAGUACGCCCUCUUAGGCGAGUCCACUCCAUGAACUGGUAGUUAAUUUGUAUACACAUGAACUAUGGGAUGGAAAACAAGGUCCAUUCUCUUUCUUCAGGGAGCAGGAAUGCAGCAUUAUAUAUAUAUAUAUAUAUAUAUAUAAUUAUAUCUGGUAAAUCCACGCCUCUUUGCCCUAUGGGAGCCAUAUGCAUUAGUCUUAAGAAAUUUGAUUGCUUCGGACUGGAGGAGGAUCUCUAUCACGUAUGAGCAUUAAGAAGUGUUUUCUUUUUCUGUUUUUUUUUUUUAACUAAAUUUUCAGUAGAUCAGUACUAUUGCUGUCGGAGCUUAUUUAGAGGUAGACUGGCAUAUUGUAUUUAUAUACUGGCAGCCUGCGUCAGUGACCGUGAUUCGACAAAUAUAUGAGAUGGUGAAUGUUGUUGCCCCC